Molecule: messenger RNA, 2055 nt
Organism: Lemur catta (Ring-tailed lemur)
Lineage: Eukaryota; Metazoa; Chordata; Mammalia; Primates; Lemuridae
Gene: PGAM2
Product: phosphoglycerate mutase 2
Exons: 3
Coding region: 1253-2017 (254 amino acids)
Biological process (GO): glycolytic process
Molecular function (GO): intramolecular phosphotransferase activity
Source: RefSeq, a predicted model, not a curated record
UCUGUUCGGGCAUGCGUGCUAAGUCUAAGUCGAGCAUGUCCCUAACAAUCAGUACCUGUGACACUCCUUAAACCUGUCCCCAGAAGGUGGGAGGGCCCCUCCGGGGCUUAAAUCUUGGAUUUCUUUUUAUCAAGGUGGUUUCAGCUGGGAGGAAUGAGCUAUGGCUUAGGCAAGGACAGGUAGGGUGAGAGUCUAUGGCAGAUGUGGACAAGAACUUGACGCAGGGACCCCACAGAAAAGAAGGGGACCCUUUCCUCCUGGAUGUCACAGAAACCCAGCUCAGCCCCAGUGCCUUACCCACACUGCUGCCUGUUAGCCUCUCCCACAAAGCCAGACCUCCUUUCUCCCCAAAGCUGUGGUCUGCUCCUCUGUCCCAGCCUGGCCGCCAGUCACAGGCUCCUGCAGGGACCAGCCUGUGGGCAGGGCUGGAGCGGAGAGAGCCUGCCAGGAAGCCAGGGAGGGGGUCAGGAUGUCUGAGGAAGGCCCCCACCAAUACACAGCCCUCUACUCCAGACAACAGCGCAAAACCAUAGGGGGGGAGGACCCUCUUGGCAACCCACAUGUAUGCAUGUGCACAUGUGUACACACAACAUGUGUGCACUGUAGACAAUGCAUACAUGCAUGUGCGCUUACAUGAAUACAACAGACACAAUGCAGACACACAAGUACACAUGUGCACACAGCACAGGUGUGUGAUGUAUGCAUGCACAUGUGCACACACAACAGACGUGUGUCUGUCUGGACAGACAACACAGACCUACACACAUGCCUAUGUGUCACACACCCCUUGGCUUCCCUUAACGCACUAGUUUCCUUAGUGAGAUGCAGGCUUGUCCCCAGUUGUGUUGAGUGACCAGGAGAAAGGGGUUGGGAUUUUUUUUGUGCCUGAGUGGGAAGGGCUGAUGGGGCCACCGAGAGUCCCAACCUAAAGGAGUCUGCCCCUGGAGAGCCCCCGCCUCCUGUUCCUGCCCCUGCCUUCCCCAGCCCUGCUCAGCAGCCCCAUCCAGCCCAAGCUCUGGGCUGGUUACGGACGUGCCACCUGAGCCCAGGCCAGGGGCUAUUUUAGGUACAGCUCCUUGGCCGGCAGCCCCCUUCUGCCAGCAGCUUUUCUACUGGCCACCUGCCGCCUGUCAGGCCUAGAAUGCUGAUUGGCAGUUAGCAGGGGUGGGGGCAGGGGAGAGACUGUUAUAAAGCUGGGGGUGCCGGAGAGUAGCUGUCCCCGUCCAGAGCCCCCGUGGUCCCUGCUGCCACCAUGGCCACCCACCACCGCCUUGUGAUGGUCCGGCACGGUGAGAGCACAUGGAACCAGGAAAACCGUUUCUGUGGCUGGUUCGAUGCAGAGCUGAGUGAGAAGGGGGCCGAGGAGGCCAAGCGGGGAGCCAAAGCCAUCAAGGACGCCAAGAUGGAGUUUGACAUCUGCUACACAUCGGUGCUGAAGAGGGCCAUCCGCACCCUCUGGGCCAUCCUGGACGGCACGGACCAGAUGUGGCUGCCCGUGAUACGCACCUGGCGUCUCAACGAGCGGCACUACGGGGGCCUCACGGGCCUCAACAAGGCAGAGACAGCCGCCAAGCACGGGGAGGAGCAGGUGAAGAUCUGGAGGCGCUCCUUCGACAUCCCGCCGCCCCCCAUGGAUGAGAAGCACCCCUACUACAACGCCAUCAGCAAGGAACGUCGGUACGCGGGCCUGAAGCCCGGGGAGCUGCCCACCUGCGAGAGCCUCAAGGACACCAUCGCCCGGGCCCUGCCCUUCUGGAACGAGGAGAUUGCUCCGCAGAUCAAGGCCGGCAAGAGAGUGCUCAUCGCGGCCCAUGGGAACAGCCUGCGGGGCAUCGUCAAGCACUUGGACGGGAUGUCGGACGAGGCUAUCAUGGAGCUGAACCUGCCCACGGGGAUCCCCAUUGUGUAUGAGCUGGACCAGGCACUGAAGCCCACCAAGCCCAUGCAGUUCCUGGGUGACGAGGAGACUGUGCGGAAGGCCAUGGAGGCUGUGGCUGCCCAGGGCAAGGCCAAGUGAGGGGUGGGCUUGGGCAAUAAAGGCACCUCCUAGCACUG